AGCUCUGAUGAUAUCCAUCGAAUGAUGGACAAGAGCUCGGCCCAUUUUCACCCGAAAAAGAGGGAGGUCUCGCGGACUGUGUCGACCUUAACGUCGUAUACAAGCCAAACGGAUGCAGUACAACGGGACUCGUCCGUCCUCUUCUGUAUCAGAUACAAGGUCGCCUCAUCUUCAGACAACCUAGGCUAUGAUUGCCAUGCCUACGGAUUCUACACAUUACCUCCCUCUUGCCCCGUAGGAUCCGUCUGCUCUUUCCCUGGUUUACGUAUUUCACUCGACCUCUGCCACCCCAUCUGUGCUACUCGAGGCGUUAUUCGCCCUCCCCUGCGUCUGGGUGACUAA
Molecule: messenger RNA, 342 nt
Organism: Protopolystoma xenopodis
Lineage: Eukaryota; Metazoa; Platyhelminthes; Monogenea; Polystomatidea; Polystomatidae
Source: the annotation of a GenBank genome assembly